AUACCAUUAAACCAAUUCCUUAACCCCCUAUCCCGUUUUGUCCAAGAAUUCGUCUCCGAUCCUUACGAUGGAGUUACCCUGUUAUUGGAACUUCUACGUAACAUCCAGCUUAGCCAAAACGGUCACUCCGGAGGAACGACCAGCAGUUCAGUGGGUAGUACUUUGGCUCGUACUCCACCUAUAGUUCAACGAAGAGCCUUGUUGGACGAACUUGCUUGUUUACAAUGCCUUCUUUGUUGUUGCGUGAGAUAUCACGACGCCGUACAUAGCUUGAUUGCUUCUACAGCAGGAUUAUACACAUUGGCAGUUUGUAUCAUGAGCAGUGUCAACAAGUCCAGGAUUAUUGCUCUACAGCUUUUAACAAAGGCUUGUGAAGCAUCCAGUAAAGGUCAUUCAGCAGUUUCGGAAGCAAUGACUACACUUCGGCUGAGAUAUGGUGAACCUGUAAGGUUCAGGUUUCUUAUAGGAAUGUUAACUUCUGCAGGUGGACAAGGCGAUCUCCUGGCAGCUGGUAUGCGAUUCAUUAAUGCCUUUUUGGAUAGCGCUGGAUCCACGCAAAGGAGAUUAUACGUCCAAGCUGAGUUAGAACAAGCUGGCUUUGAUAUUGCUAUCAUAAAAAAGAUUAUUCCAAUUAAUUCGCCAUCAACUGAACACGUCUUCAAGGAAUUUGAUCGUUGGGAAAAAAAUCACAUUGACAUAGAAACGAUGGCAAUUCGAUUGGAAAAUUCCGAAAAAGAUAACGACAAUCUCAGAGACAAAGUGGUGUUGUUGGAGCGAAGAAUACAAAUCCUUCAAGAAGAAAAGGGAAUCCUACUCUCUCUGGAGCAAUGUUUAAAAGAAAGAUGCAGUGAAUUGGAGAGAGAGAUUAAGUCCUUGAAACCAGGAAAAACUUAUCUCAUAAAAACUGACUGCUCGUUAUAUAGAAAAGAUCGAUCAACUCCAGCAGAUGACGAAGGUAUUUCAUCCUCAGAACGAAGUUUGACGCCGGAAGACGAAAUGAGAAACGAAACAUCCGUUUGCAGCAAUUAUAACCAAACCGCAUCCACAAUUCCAAAAGACAAACAUUCGGAAUACCACAACUCUGACGAAGAGGAAACGACAAUAGAAGAAGUGAUCGAGGAACUUCAGAAUAUAGUGAACAAAGAAGAGACUAACAACUACAUCGAAGCCAACAAAUCCAAAUUGAUCCUCUCAAAUGAUCAUAACAUCAGCAGAGUAAAUUCGAUGACUUUGGAUCCAGUUAUUUUCGAUGACGAAAUGGAAAUCAUUCCAACGAAUAUCCAUCCUCAUCCUCCCCGUAGGGUAAAAAGUCUCGUUCAAAUGUUCCUUCCAACUGACGAUUAUGGAUACACCCAAGAAAACAUCUACAUGGACAACGGAACUCCUUUCACCAGCGAAGAAGGAUCCGAUUCUUUGUUAAGUGCCUCUAAAUGUCACCCACAAAGAGUUGGAAGCACCGCUAAUUGUAAAAAUACAACCAUCAUCAAACUCAAUAGCGAAAACACUCCUGACCAAAAGAUCUACGACCAGAUCUACUCGACAACGUACGAGCCAAUCAACAACAAACCUCCCCAGUCGUUCGGGGUUUUCUUCAACUCAGUAAAAUCUCUAAACGACAAUCUUCAUCACGAUUUUGCCGCUGCAAGUACAACGUUAUCGAAGCAGACGAAGAAACGUUUGAUGACCGCCAGGCAACGUGCGGUGAACAAAAUUAAGUCCAAAAGUUUGGACAGAAUAGAAGACGGUCUGGACGCCAUGGUUGAUAUCAUAGUGACGGACAGGAAACUGAAUCUACAGAAGGAUCUGCAAAACGAACUCACCGCAAACCACAGUCAGUACAUCAAGAGUAAUCCUGGAUCCCAGAAGAGCGAAGAGACCUGCAAAGUAAUUUUACCCAAAGAUCAGAGCCAAUAUUUUCCACAGGUAAAUGAAAAAUGUUCUAAUAACGGGAGCUUUGUAGUUAAAAGGGGUUACAACAAUGUCGGUCUCUACUCCAGUUGCAACCUUACAAAGACGACACUUAGCGUACCUGCACCCCCUAAAAUUGAAACGUACUGUCACAAAAAAGUCAACCGAUUGCAUAGCGUUAGUAAACUGGCAGACUUGCCGUCUGGUUUAUACUGAGAAAUUUAUUUAUGGACCUCUUAUACCGGGUGUCCAACUUUUAAAUGAUUAUUCGAUUAAAAGAUCCGGUGCUAAAUUAUAAGAAAAGAUCUCUUGGACAUCCGAUAUACGAACGCAAAUAUAUGAAUAUAUUUAUAUACUUUUACAACGAAAUGUGCAAUUUUAAUAUUAAGGUUAUUGAAAAUCUACAAUCAGGCUGUUUGAAAAUUACUUCUGGAACGCCUUGUAUUGUACCUAUAUCGUUUUAGUAAAACAGCAAAUUAAGUUUAAUUAAGAACAAGCUUAGAACCCGAUACAUUAUUAUUUAUUUCAUAUCCGCAUUCAUAAAUAAUUAUUAUAUAAACAUAAAGAAAUAUACCCUGACUACAGAGUCCUUAGUACCUAUAACGAUUAAGUUUUGUUUAUGUAAAUAUUUUUUUUGUUUUUUUUUUUUAAUAAAUAAACUUUAAAAUCCGCUCCUAUAAAA
This is a messenger RNA of Agrilus planipennis (emerald ash borer), 2590 nucleotides long. RefSeq lists its product as uncharacterized. The annotation marks the transcript as partial. The transcript has 6 exons. Gene Ontology annotation, cellular component: cytosol. NCBI's taxonomy places the organism in Eukaryota, Metazoa, Arthropoda, Insecta, Coleoptera, Buprestidae. Gene Ontology annotation, biological process: regulation of cell shape; cortical actin cytoskeleton organization; cell migration. The record is from RefSeq and is a predicted model, not a curated record. Gene Ontology annotation, molecular function: actin filament binding.